Paramisgurnus dabryanus is the source of this 3147-nucleotide messenger RNA. The record is from RefSeq and is a predicted model, not a curated record. NCBI's taxonomy places the organism in Eukaryota, Metazoa, Chordata, Actinopteri, Cypriniformes, Cobitidae.
AUGGCCAAUAAACCAGAAAAAGAGUCGGAAAGGGGCUGUGUGAGUACAGGAGACCUCUUAGCACCUGCUCCAUCCCAAAGCCACAGGAGGGACUCUCCUAACACUACCUCAGGCACCCAACCUAUGACAGAGAAAGUGAGAUGGCCCCAAGCAAACAACAACGCUGCAUGGAACCAACUAGACGGGGACCUGGACCGAAUUUUAGAGGCCACAUUAGCAGGAACAGCAGAGAAGAAAAUCAACAGCAUGACAACAAUCAUCCUCACCAUAGCCAGGGAGCGCUUUGGCACAGAAGAGAGAAAAGGCAACAGCGAAGCUCAGGUAAUCCAGCCAAACAGGAGGGCAAGAGAGAUCUUGCAAUUGAGGAAGGAGAUCAAGACCCUCAACAAGCAGUUCAGAACAGCAAGUGCUGAAGAAAGGAAGGGUAUAAAAGAUCUAACCAGUGGACUUCGAGGGCAACUGUGCAGACUAAGAAGGGCAGAAAGGUCUCUGAAACUGAGAAAGGAGAAGGAGGCCAAGCGGGCUCAGUUCAUUAAGGAUCCAUACAGGUUUACUAAAACCCUGCUGGGGGAAGCCAGAUCUGGAAGAUUGACCAGCCCUAAGGAAGUUGUAGAGGAGUUCCUUAAGGAGAGCCACAAUGACGACCUCAGGAACCAAGCCUGCGGUGCACACCCCAAGAUCAGCAGAACUGCUGAAACUCCUGAGGAAGAGCUUGAUACCAGUGAACCAACAUGGAGAGAAGUCCAAGACAUUGUACAGAAAGCCCGUUCAGCAUCUGCCCCGGGACCAAGUGGUAUACCUUAUAAGGUAUACAAAAGAUGUCCGAUGCUCCUCCGCAGGUUAUGGAAACUGUUGCGAAGGAUAUGGACAAAAGGUAUCAUUCCAGCAUCCUGGAAAAGAGCAGAGGGGUGCUUUGUACCUAAGGAAAUGGACUCCUCCAACAUUUCCCAAUUCCGAACCAUCUCUCUCCUAAGUGUCGAGUACAAGGUAUUCUUUUCUGUCCUGGCAAAAAGGAUGACUACUUACAUGGUGAAGAACAAAUAUGUCGACACUUCAGUCCAGAAGGGCGGUAUUCCAGGUUUCUCCGGGUGCUUGGAACAUACAGGUAUCCUCAACCAGCUGAUUCGGGAGGCCAAGGAGAGCAAAGGAAACCUAACGGUUGUCUGGCUCGACUUGGCUAACGCAUACGGUUCAAUCCCACAUGGCCUCAUUAACGCAGCUAUGGAACAUUACCAUAUCCCCCACCACACUAGGGGUAUGAUUACCAGCUACUUCGGAGGAUUCAAACUAAGGUUCAAAACUGCCCACUUCACAACCCAGUGGCAGGACCUUGAAAAGGGAAUUGUGACAGGCUGCACCAUCUCCCCCAUCCUGUUUGUCAUGGGAAUGAACCUGCUCAUAACAGCUGCAGGAAAGGAAUCCAGAGGGCCACUAAUGGAGUCUGGCACCCGCCAACCUCCAAUAAGAGGCUUUAUGGAUGACCUUACUAUAACAACUUCAACCCAUGUACAAGCAAGAUGGAUUCUGAAGGUUCUUGACGACGUGGCAACAUGGGCCCGGAUGAAGUUCAAGCCAAGGAAAUCAAGAAGCAUGGUGAUCAGAAGUGGGAAAGUGACCAGCAAGUUCCAGUUGCGAGUACAGGGGGAGCCGAUACCAUCAAUUGAGGAAAACCCAAUUAAGUGCCUAGGGAAAUGGUAUGACGCAUCCCUGACUGACAGAUGCAACGUUUCCAGGACAGAGAUACAGGCAGAUGCGUGGCUGAGGAAGAUUGAGGGGUCAGGACUACCAGGAAAGUUCAAGGCCUGGCUUUUCCAGCAUGGUCUGGUACCACGACUCAUGUGGCUACUGACAAUUUAUGAAGUACCCAUGACAGCAGUGGAAGGAGUCGAGAGGCGAGUGAACAAACACCUUCGCAAGUGGCUCGGAGUCCCACCAAGCUUCACGUCAGUAGGACUAUACACCAGGUCUGGACAGGUACAACUACCCCUAUCAUCAGUGGUUGAAGAGUUCAAGGUGGCAAAGUGUUGGGUUGUGAUGAUGUACCAAGACUCCACUGAUGAAAAAGUCAGAAGAGCAGGCGUCACUACGAGAUCAGGACGGAAAUGGGCAGCUGACACAUCAGUGGCGCAAGCUGAGAGUGCACUGAAGCUGAAGGACAUCAUCGGGAACCCAUGCAUAGGGAGGCAAGGUCUCGGAUCCACCCACUUCCAGCAGUGGGGAAAAGCAGACCCAAGGCAGAGGAGGGACAUGAUCCAAGCCGAGGUCCGAUACCUGGAGGAAGAAAAGCGCAGGUCUAGGGCCGUCGAGCUUGGAGCGCAAGGUGCCUGGACAAAGUGGGACCUGCCAAAGCGAAAGGUCACGUGGCCUGAGAUCUGGAGACUGGAGCCCUUUCGCAUUUCUUUUCUGCUCCGUUCAGUGUACGACACUCUUCCAUCACCAACAAACCUCCACAGAUGGGGAAUGAGGGAGGACCCAUUGUGUAGGUUAUGCAGAGGGAGGGGAACAAUGGCGCACAUACUGGCAGGAUGCAAGACAGCUCUUAGCCAAGGAAGAUACAGGUGGCGCCAUGACAAGGUUCUUAGUGCACUGGCUGAGAUCUUGGAGCGGGAGAGGCAGAAAAAGCGCCAGCCCAGUACAAGGCCGGCAAGAUCUAUUCAGUUCAUCAGGGAAGGGGAGAAACCAUCAGCACCCAAGAAGACUAAAAAGAGCCUCUUGCAAGCAGCACAAUCCUGGGAGAUGAGGGUGGACCUGGGAAGGAGACUAGUCUUCCCCCAGGUUGUGCAAACACCGCUGAGGCCGGACAUGGUCUUAUGGUCUGAAGAGGCAAGGAAGUUAAUUAUGAUUGAACUGACGGUCCCAUGGGAAGACGGGUGCGACAAGGCCUAUGAGCGGAAAGCCACCAAGUAUCAGGACCUUGUUGAGCAGUGCAGGGCCAAAGGGUGGCAGACCUGGCUAUUCCCGGUUGAGGUCGGGUGUAGGGGUUUCCCGGCACAGUCUGUGUGGAAGACGCUCACAGCUCUGGGCAUAGCAGGAAGGGAGAGGAAGGCAGCUGUCCGUAGGUUGGGUGAGGCAGCAGAAAGAGCAUCGUGCUGGCUCUGGAGUAGGAGGGAGGAGCUGAGCUGGGGGCCAGGAGGAGAUGGGCAGUGA